Molecule: messenger RNA, 1492 nt
Organism: Dermacentor silvarum
Lineage: Eukaryota; Metazoa; Arthropoda; Arachnida; Ixodida; Ixodidae
Exons: 7
Coding region: 50-1396 (448 amino acids)
Biological process (GO): regulation of translational initiation
Cellular component (GO): cytosol
Molecular function (GO): protein binding; translation activator activity; RNA binding
Source: RefSeq, a predicted model, not a curated record
CGCGCGGCCGUUCCAUAGAGGCUACAGAACGCGCUUUGUGUUAGCGACUAUGGAACGCACAGGAGGCGGCGACAUGCCGGGCCCUUUGUCAGCCGGCAAGAAGAAAGCUUCGGGCCGAGGGCGCGGUAAACGGGUGCGUCCGGGACCGGCAGCGGGAGCACCUUCGAGCCAGCUGCCUGUACCCGGCGCAGUUGCACCGCAGAAGUCGGCGCCCGAGGAACGCACUGCUGCGAACGACCUGCCGCAGAAUGGCCAAGGAGAUGAGCAGCCGGCAUCUCGGGAGGUGAAGGAAGAAGCGGGCGAGAAAAGCAACACUUCUAAACCCUUUCGACGGACAGGUUCAAAGAACGUCAAGACUGACACUCAGACGACAAAGCGUCCAGCGGCUGCAGUGGACGGCCCUCACCAAUCCGUGCGCAGAGACGAACAUGCCCCAACGGCAAACGCUGCUGGCUGCGGUGACAACACGGACGUUUCCGAAUGCACUGCGCCUCAUCAACGUCAUCAGCAGUCGUCUGCAUCCGCGACAGGACGCUCAAAGCGUUCCUCUUCCAAUCGCGCCGGUCCACCAUGGCAGCAGCAGCACGGCCAGCCUCAGGGCAGAGGCGGCAAGGGUGCCGUGCAGCAGCAACGUCCCGGCGGCGCGAGUGACGACAAGACGCAGCAUUCCCGAGAGCAGCCUGCAUGCCCAGACAGAUCACUCAGUGUCGUGGAGCAAGCACUGCUAGAACCAGACGUGCUGACACCCGAGCAGAUGGAGCGGCUGGCGCACGUGCUAUGCAAGAAAGCCCUCAACGACGCCGACAGCGCGGAACCGGCAGCUAAGUUCUGCGCCACCGUCAUCAUGAAGGAGAGUGAGGAUACUUUCCUCGACUUCCUGAUGGACAACUGCCGGGAUCGCUUCAGGCAGCGCGAGCAGUUUCUGCCAAGGUGUGGAGCAAUUGGCGCAGCGACCGAACAGGCGCUGACAGCGGCAGGGCCCAACCACCGUUGGAGGGCUCUCGUGAGCUUCUUGGCCGAGCUCCUGGGGGCCAUCAGCGAGAGAGGAAGCGUGGUCGGCACCAAGCUCUCCGGACGCGCUUUCUGCCUGGCGGCAAUGCUGUGUGAGUGCUGCAAGGUCAUGCUUGACAUGAUGACACAGGACGACGCUGCGGAGUUGGAGUGUCUUCACUUCGCGCUGAAGACCGCAGGUAGGGGCGCCGAGCGAGCCGCUCCUCUCCGGGUGUCGGAGCUGGCCAAAUGCCUGCGAGACAGAUUUCUCGCAGAACAAUGUCCACCAGAGGCACGCAUGGCGCUCCUUGAACUUCUCGAGCUCCGAGCUUCGGGGUGGAAAAUGGAAGAACCUCAAGAGCGCUACUACACUGAAGAUGCCGGUGGUGCUCAGCGCACUGACUGAACUUGGGGUGCCAUCCCAGCUGUGCUGUGUUGAGGCAUGCGGAGGCAUUGACGUAAACGCUAUCGCGCACUUUGUUUUCCCAAUAAUUAAAGUAAG